GACCUGCAGAGGCGGGAUGAGCAGCUCAGGCUGGCCCGCGCGGACUUGACCAAGGAGGCCGCGAGGAUCAAGCACCUCAGCAGCAACCUGGACGAGGCCAAGGAGUACAACGCGAAGGUGAAGGCGGAGUUCGAGGUCGUGGGCGCGGACGUGGGCGCGAGCGACAGAGCAGGCAAGGCUGCGAGCGCUCGGGGCGGGUCUCCCUUCGUGGGCGGUCGAGCUGGCUUUCCGUCGGAGUUUCCUGGCGUUGACCCGCCAGAGUACACGAUACACCUCAUCAUGCUUCAGUUCGGUUCUGUACUGGGGUAG
Messenger RNA from Prorocentrum cordatum, 309 nucleotides. NCBI's taxonomy places the organism in Eukaryota, Dinophyceae, Prorocentrales, Prorocentraceae. The record is from the annotation of a GenBank genome assembly.